Messenger RNA from Plasmopara halstedii, 1819 nucleotides. RefSeq lists its product as uncharacterized. The transcript has a single exon. Bases 674 to 943 code for a protein of 89 amino acids. NCBI's taxonomy places the organism in Eukaryota, Oomycota, Peronosporomycetes, Peronosporales, Peronosporaceae. The record is from RefSeq and is a predicted model, not a curated record.
UUCGGAUACAUUUUAUAGGAUUUCGCUCUUUGAUUUUAAAGUAGCGCUUUACAUCACAUUUCAUGCUGACAAUCUUGAUGCUUGUACAGUCAGUCGACUGUCUUCUAUCACUUCCUAUCAGCACCAGCAACAAUCACUUAAGAUGACUUCAAAUGCCAGUGCAUCUACUUCCGCUCUGGCCAGGCUAUCAUGAUGCUUGAUGCGGCGUCGGGUAUUCUGUCCAAGUAUUUGAUACUUGAAAAUGCCAGUCUACCAACGCUACAGAGCACUUGUCUGUACGUGGUGCGUGGAGCGGUGUAUUUCACUGUCUGCUACGUGCGCAAGGCUACUUCUCGGACUUACGCUGGUACUUUCACCUUAUUUUGGCUUUUCUCGACGUAGAAGGCAACUAUUUUGCUGUAAGGCCUUCGAUUAUGUCAAUUACGCGUCUCAUAUUGAACAUGACAGUGACUUUUGUGGCGCUCUUUUGCUUCCUGUUUCUGAAGACGCGUUUCUCGGCUUGCUAUUACCUUGGCUCAACAAUUACAUUCAGUGGACCAAUUGUAAUUUCUGCAACUGAGUAUACAUCGUCUGCUAAUGGUACUAGCAGUCGUGGGAUACGUGGCGAUAUGUACGCACUCAUCGCUGCUGCGUACUAUGCCACGUCAAAUGUUAAAAUUUAAGCUGUGGUCAGAUGUGCAAUGUGAGUUCAAACAUUGAAGUUUUAGGAUUUUUAGGCUUUCAAGCAUCGAUCGUGUCGAUGAUAUUGAUUCUUGAAUUUUACUCCAUACAAAGUGUGGUCUCUACUGGUCGUGUGUAUGGUUAUCUGACGAGUUACAUGGACUGUUUCUCGUCUUUUUCACUGUCAGCUCAAUGUUUGUUUGCUGGGCCGAGUCACUCAUGUUCAGCUUCAGUUUACUCAUGGUCCAAUCUUCUCCGUUGCCAUCUCUUACCUCAAAUUUGAUUAGACCGUUGACAAGUGGUAUUGGCCGGCUCUGAUACAUUGACCUUAUUUGUUACAGCACAGCCCCUGCGCCAAAGGAGAUCCCGAUAUAUUAGGAUAAAAGAGCUCGACUGGCGGUUACGGCGAGCAAAAUAUGCUUAACUUGCAAGCCUACUUAGCUGUAAAAUGUGCUUGUAUUCGUUAAGAAACUAGCGUAAGGCAAGAACGACAUGAGCUAUGCUUGGCCGCAAGAGAAUGGUUUCGUUUUAACUAUUGAUGUCCGUGUCGAGAUCAAAGCUUUUCGGGUUAUUCUAUGCAUGAAUUCACGUAGAGUCAUCUGGCGGCUAUUGCGCUAAGCCUAACAUGUUAUCACCGAGAGCCUGCUCUGAAGACGCGUCGGAAGGCAAAAGGCAUACUUUGCCUAAUAUGUUUUUUCCGAUGACAUCUUUCUGCGAACGAUCCGUCGUCUCGCGCUGGUGAAUGGCAGCUAAUUUUGUGAUCACUUCAUCGACGCCAGGGUAAUUAUCGUCUACGUCAGAGCCUGUAUCGAGCACGAGAGCUUUAUUCAUAGGUCAUCAAGUACUCAGAGUGUCGGAUUGGUAUUGUCGUCAUCAAUGUACUGCUGCACUUCGUCGCGCAUAUUUACGAUCUCAGAGUUGUACAAGAUCAAACAAAUUUACAACAGCUCGACAAUCUCGUCAAGGUCACCGGAUUCAUAGUUGAUUUCUAUGGUGCCGCAAAAGUUCGAGCUGUUUGAAACAAUUGUAUGCAUCGCAAGAAGAUCUCAAUGCAGACAAGGCUAGCUGCGUAAAGCAUGUGAGGUGGCCUUCAGAUGACCACUCUAGCUGCUCUGCGUUUGAUUUAGCAACAGCUAAGCCUUUACAGUUUUAAAGACGU